UUUUCGUCCACCUCUAGUGGCGGCGGUGGCGAUUAAGUUUUGGUAAAGAAAAAAGCGUUUAAGCGCAAUCUUUUAAGAUGACUGAAACUUUUGACAGUCAACCCGAGUCACAAAUUGAAGAGCUACCUCCUUUGGAAGAUCAAAUUUUGCAUGAUUUGGAAGAGCAUGAAACCACGAGAUCGAAAUCUUCCUUAGAACUGGAUCGCGAUGAGACGGCCAGUGUAUUUAGCACAACAACAACAACAACUCGUAGUAAAUCACCAAAUACGCGAAAAUUGAACCGGCUUUGUCGGCGGGCAAAAGCACCGAAAAUUGUUCAACCGCUUUACAAAUACAGCUAUCAUGUUCGCGAGGAUCAUAAUCAUCAAAUCUUUGGAGUGCAAUUUAAUCCAUUUCUGGAUAGAAAUCAAUUAGUCUUUGCCACUGUGGGCAAGGAUCGAGUGUCCAUUUAUGAGUGUGUUAAGCAGAAUCCGACAUCUAGUUCUGAUGAUGAAGAGGAUCAGCCAGAACAUGGAAUACGUCUGCUGCAGGUCUAUGCGGAUCCAGAUACAGACGAAAGUUUUUAUACUUGCGCCUGGUCUUUUGACACCGUUUCCGGUGAUCCAGUGCUGGCCGCUGCCGGUUACCGUGGUGUGAUUCGCAUUUUUAAUCCCCUGAAGCAUCAGUGUAGCAAAAACUAUAUUGGACAUGGUCAUGCCAUUAAUGAGCUGAAAUUUCAUCCAAUAUUACCCCAAUUGCUGCUUUCUGGCAGCAAGGAUCACUCGUUGCGUCUGUGGAACAUUCAAACAGAUGUCUGUGUUGCCGUGUUUGGUGGUGUCGAAGGACAUCGCGAUGAGGUAUUGUCCAUUGAUUUCGAUUUACGUGGGGAUCGAAUUAUGUCCAGCGGCAUGGAUCACUCUUUAAAGUUGUGGCGCCUGGAUAAACCAGAGAUCAAAGAAGCCAUCGCGUUGAGCUCCAAUUUCAAUCCAACUAAAAUGACCGGCCCAUUUCCGACAAUCAAAGAACACUUUCCCGAUUUUUCAACUCGCGAUAUACACCGCAAUUAUGUGGAUUGUGUUCAAUGGUUUGGGGACUUUAUCUUUUCGAAAUCCUGCGAGAAUUCCAUAGUCUGCUGGAAGCCUGGUAAACUAAUGCAUGAGAUUAAAGCGCAGGAUGCCACCACUACCACCACGGUCCUGCAUCAUUUCGAUUACAAGAUGUGCGAAAUUUGGUUUGUUCGCUUUGCCUUUAAUGCCUGGCAAAAGGUUUUGGCUUUGGGCAAUCAAUUGGGCACUACAUUUGUGUGGGAACUCGACUGUAACGAUCCGAACCUAACCAAAUGCAGUCAUUUGAUUCAUCCAAAAUGCAAUUCCACCAUACGGCAAACAUCGUUCUCCAAGGAUGGCUCAAUCCUAAUUUGUGUUUGCGAUGACAGCACUGUCUGGCGUUGGGAUCGUGUAAAUUGAGAAAAUUAAGAAAGGAAACAAGAUCUGAGAUCAUGGACAACUGCAGUAUAUACAUAUAACAAUAGGAAUGUAUUUAAUAUAUAUU
This is a messenger RNA of Drosophila willistoni, 1530 nucleotides long. RefSeq names its product polycomb protein esc (gene escl). The transcript has 3 exons. Gene Ontology annotation, molecular function: protein binding; nucleosome binding. Gene Ontology annotation, biological process: negative regulation of transcription by RNA polymerase II. Lineage: Eukaryota; Metazoa; Arthropoda; Insecta; Diptera; Drosophilidae. The coding region runs from base 78 to 1445 and encodes 455 amino acids. The record is from RefSeq and is a predicted model, not a curated record. Gene Ontology annotation, cellular component: ESC/E(Z) complex.